CCGUGCAGCCAGGCGGACUCCAGGCGUUCCCCUGCCUGCCUGCCUGUACCUGCCUCCCCGCCCCUGAGCCAGCCCCUGCCUUCCAUCUUUGCCCAGCCCGGCUGCUCUCCUGCUGCCUCCCCCCCCGCCCGGGAGAGAGCAGCUGCUCCGAAGCCCCCCGCCGCUCCCCCAGGGACUGGGAGAGCCGCAGCAGGACAGGACAAGCUAGGGCCAGCCGGCGCCAGGCAUGGGGCCCUGCUAAGCUCCCCUGGGUGGAGGAAGUGGGAGAAAGUCCCUGGGAUCCAGCCAUGGGCAGCAAGGAGCGCUACCACUGGCAGGCGCAGAAUGUCAAGCACAGCGGCGUGGACGACAUGGUGCUGCUGGCCAAGAUCAACGAGGACGCCAUCGUGGAGAACCUCAAGAAGCGCUUCCUGGAUGACUACAUCUUCACGUACAUCGGGCCAGUCCUCAUCUCCGUCAACCCUUUCAAACAGCUGCCAUACUUCACGGAUCGCGAGAUUGACAUGUACCAGGGAGCCGCUCAGUACGAGAACCCGCCCCACAUCUAUGCCCUGGCUGAUAACAUGUACCGCAACAUGCUGAUUGACGGGGAGAACCAGUGCGUCAUCAUCAGUGGGGAGAGUGGCGCUGGCAAGACCGUUGCAGCCAAGUACAUCAUGAGCUACAUCUCCAAGGUGUCCGGCGGGGGCCCCAAAGUGCAGCACGUCAAGGACAUCAUCCUGAAAUCCAACCCGCUCCUGGAGGCCUUUGGGAACGCCAAGACCGUGCGCAACAACAACUCCAGCCGCUUUGGCAAGUACUUCGAGAUCCAGUUCAGCCGGGGCGGGGAGCCGGACGGGGGCAAGAUCUCCAACUUCCUGCUGGAGAAGUCGCGGGUGGUGAGCCAGAACCCCGGCGAGAGGAGCUUCCACGUCUACUACCAGCUGCUGGAGGGCGCCUCCCCGGAGCAGCGGGAGAACUUGGGCAUCACCAGCCCGGACUAUUAUUAUUACCUCAACCAGUCGGCGUCCUACAAGGUGGACGACAUGAACGACCAGCAGGAGUUCCAGGAGACGCUGGUACGGAGGGGGCAGGCCGUCAACAAAGCGAUGCAGAAGGACUACGAGGAGUAUAACAUCGGGGUGCUGGACAUCUACGGCUUCGAGAUCUUCCAGGCCGUCAACAAAGCGAUGCAGAAGGACUACGAGGAGUAUAACAUCGGGGUGCUGGACAUCUACGGCUUCGAGAUCUUCCAGGUACCACGGGGCAGGGGAUGCCCCCAGCACGCCAGCUCGGGGGCAGGGGGCUGCUGCCUGAGAUCCCAGCUCUCCGGCCCUCAGGUCUCCUAUGACGUGGAGGGAUUCUGUGAGCGCAACCGUGACGUGCUCUUCACCGACCUCAUCGAGCUGAUGCAGAGCAGUGAGCUCCCCUUUAUCCGAGACCUUUUCCCUGAGAACAUCAAUGCGGAGAAGAAAGGUCGCCCCACCACAGCUGGGAGCAAGAUCAAGAAACAAGCGAACGACUUGGUGAGCACCCUGACGAGGUGCACCCCGCACUACAUCCGCUGCAUCAAACCCAACGAGACCAAGAGACCCCGCGACUGGGAGGAGAGCAGGGUGAAGCACCAGGUGGAAUACCUUGGCCUGCGGGAGAACAUCCGGGUGCGCCGGGCCGGCUACGCCUACAGGCGGGUCUUCCAGAAGUUCCUGCAGAGGUACGCCAUCCUCACCCCUGAGACAUGGCCGGCCUGGCGAGGGGAUGAGAAACAGGGGGUGGUGCACUUGCUGCGAUCGGUCAACAUGGACCCGGACCAGUACCAGCUGGGCCAGAGCAAGGUUUUCAUCAAGGCCCCAGAGUCGGUGAGCAGGGGAGGACGGAGGCUCUCGAAAGAAGCCAAGCCCAUCCCCGGCGGCGGCCGAGCCAAACCCAAACCCAGGCCAAAGCCCCAGCCGCGCCCCCCCCAGUGCCGCGCCCUCUACGCCUACGACGCCCAGGACACGGACGAGCUCAGCUUCAACGCCAACGACCUCAUUGACAUCCUUCGAGAAGAGUCCUCAGGCUGGUGGCAUGGCCGGCUGCGGGGGAGAGAAGGCCUGUUCCCAGGGAACUAUGUGGAAAAACUCUGAUGGACACGCCAGCUGUAUGGCUCUGAUUCGGAGCUGGGAAUCUAGGAGGGAAGAGAAAGCUGCAGGAUCCAAAGAGGAACAGAGCCCAUCAGCCUUGCUCCUGGAUUACAUCUUGCUGCGGGGCUCGACUGAGGCCGCUCAUUUAAGGCAAUUGAGUGGGAGGAGGAGUGGGAGGAGGAAGAUGAGAUCGUGUUGAGCACCUUCUUCCUCUGGGGUUUUAACCCACGAGGCUGGUGCCUUGGGGUGCACAGGGAAGGAUGCAGGUUAGCCUGGCCUCCUGAACGAGCAUCCGGCAGCCUCUCUCAUGAACCAGCCCGUCCUGCUUGCUCUUGCCAGGACUAAGCCAGCUGCUCCAAGAACCUGAAUACAGCCGCUCGGGUUUGUUGCACAGGGUAAAACUCUCCUUCCUCCGCAACCGUAGCGAAAGAAUAAAUUGAUGGUUUAUUUUCUA
Messenger RNA from Pelodiscus sinensis (Chinese soft-shelled turtle), 2556 nucleotides. Lineage: Eukaryota; Metazoa; Chordata; Testudines; Trionychidae. The record is from RefSeq and is a predicted model, not a curated record.